AUGGCUUCUACAAGUGGAGAUGCUACUCCACCAUCUCCAAAAACCGCAAGGCUCAUGGCGGAGAUGAUUAAACUUGGUGAUCAAAUGAGAAGAAUGAGUUAUGACAAAGAAGAAAGGACGGAGAGAAUGAGAAAAAAGAACGAGGAGAGUUUGGGAAGAAUACAUAGGAGUAGUGAAUCUUUAAGUGUGAGGAUUGAAAAUAUAGAGCAAAGAAGAGAGGUAAGAUCAUCUAAUUCUUCUCAUGGAGAAGAUGAGGGGUAUGAAGAGGAUGAGGGAAGAUGGAGGAAUGAGAGGUAUAAGGAGAGAAGAAAUCAUAGAAGAUAUGGAGGUAGACAAAGAGAGGAAGGGAUUGAGGGGGAGAAGGUGAAGAUCCCUACUUUUAAAGGGACUUGUGAUCCAGAAGUGUAUCUUGAGUGGGAGAUGAAGGUUGAACAAGUCUUUGCUUGCUACAACUACAAUGAAGAGAAAAAGAUCAAAUUGGCCUUCCUGGAGUUUGAGGGAUAUGCCUUAGUGUGGUUGAAUCAAAUGAGGAGUGAUGUUGAGAGGAUGAAAAGGCCUUUGAUUAAUACUUGGCAAGACAUGAAGAGAGUUUUGAGAGAGAGAUUUGUGCCGUCCUAUUAUGGGAGAGACCUUCACAACAAGCUCCAAAGACUAAUUCAAGGAAAUAUGAGUGUGGAUGAGUAUUACAAAGAGAUGGAGAUUUCCUUGAUUAGGGCUCAAAUUGAGGAGUCUCAAGAGGCCACCAUGGCUAGGUUUUUACAUGGUCUCAAUAGGGAGAUUCAAGACAUUGUAGAGUUGCACCACUUUGCCUCUUUGGAAGAUCUCAUUCAUCAAGCUAUCAAGGUGGAGCAGCAAUUAAAGAGAAAGCAAACAUACAAGAAGUCCCCCUGUGGCUCUUCAACUUGGACAGAUAAGGAGACAUUCAAGAAGGAUGGAAGAUCUUCAUUCAAAUCUCAUGAAAAAGGUGUUUCCCUUGGUAAAAAUAAUUCUAAUCCUACUCCCACUUUAUCAAAGGUGAGUUCUAUUAAAUGUUUUAAGUGUUUGGGAAAAGGUCAUAUUGCCUCCCAAUGUCCUAACAAAAGGACUAUGGUUGUGUUGGGUAAUGGGGAUAUCACUAGUGCAUCUUCUUCUAGCUCUUCUAGUUCUUCUAGUGAUAGUGAAAGUGAAUGUGAUGUACAACCCCUGGAAGGUGAUCUUUUGAUGGUUAGGAGGUUAAUGGAGAAUGUGUGGGUAGUUGCAGCUAGCCAAAGAUUGAUUGAAAAGCUUGCUUUGAAAACUUUCCCUCACCCUAGGCCUUACAAAAUACAAUGGUUGAGUGAGAAUGGGGAGCUAGUUGUAGAUAGACAAGUUUUGAUAUACUUCUCCAUUGGAAAAUAUGUUGAUGAGAUAAUGUUCGAUGUAGUCCCUAUGGAGGCUAGCCAUCUCUUACUUGGGAGGCCUUGGCAGUAUGAUAGGGAUGUUGUCCACAUUGGUGUCACAAACAAAUUUUCAUUUGUACAUAAAGGGCAAAAGGUUACCCUUAAACCUUUGUCUCCAAGUGAGGUCAAAGAAGAGAAGGUGCAAAAGGCUACUGAUGACUCGCUUAGCGAGGUAUCUUUGACAUCAAUUCGAGGGCAAAUUCUUCCUAAGAAGGAGGGUAUGAUAGAUGACUAUCCAAGGAGAAAGAGUUUGACUUAG
Glycine soja is the source of this 1677-nucleotide messenger RNA. RefSeq lists its product as uncharacterized. NCBI's taxonomy places the organism in Eukaryota, Viridiplantae, Streptophyta, Magnoliopsida, Fabales, Fabaceae. The transcript has 4 exons. The record is from RefSeq and is a predicted model, not a curated record. Gene Ontology annotation, molecular function: nucleic acid binding; zinc ion binding. Bases 1 to 1677 code for a protein of 558 amino acids.